GCGUGCUCCUCGGGCUGUGAGUGCGCAGGCGCAUUCGCUGGUUCUCUGCGGGCGCCAAUUCUGGAGAGCAGAGGCUGGCUACAAAGACAUAAUCAAGUUUUCACUGUUUUGAAGCACAGCAUCGUUUACAAUCCUCUCAAGCUCCUAAUGGUGACAUCGCUUUGAAGAAGGAGACCCGUGACUGACUUUGGAGCAAGCAUGGAGAGCUGGCCGUGGAUGGCAGUCGUGGUCUUACUAGGACUUACGGUGCGGUGGACGGUCUCUCUCAGUUCCUACUCAGGUGCUGGAAAACCACCUAUGUUUGGUGAUUAUGAAGCUCAGAGGCACUGGCAGGAAAUUACCCUUAAUUUACCAGUCAAACAGUGGUAUUUUAACAGUAGUGAUAACAAUUUACUGUACUGGGGAUUGGAUUACCCACCUCUUACGGCCUAUCAUAGCCUCUUAUGUGCAUAUGUGGCAAAGUUUAUAAACCCAGACUGGGUUGCUCUCCACACAUCACGAGGCUAUGAGAGUCAGGCACACAAGCUCUUCAUGCGUGCCACAGUUCUUGCUGCUGAUUUGCUCAUUUACGUACCCGCGGUGCUUUUGUACUGUUACUCCUUAAAAGAAAUCUCACCUAAGAGAAAGAUUGCUAGUGCGUUAUGCAUAUUGCUGUAUCCAGGUCUUAUUCUUAUCGACUAUGGACAUUUUCAAUAUAAUUCUGUGAGUCUUGGCUUUGCGUUGUGGGGUGUUCUUGGAGUAUCUUGGGACUGGGACCUGCUAGGGUCACUGGCAUUUUGCUUAGCUCUAAAUUAUAAGCAGAUGGAACUUUACCACUCCCUGCCAUUUUUUUGCUUUUUACUUGGCAAGUGUUUUAAAAAAGGCCUCAAAGGAAAGGGGCUUGCAUUGUUCAUUAGGAUAGCCUGUACUGUCCUGGCUUCUUUCCUUCUGUGUUGGCUGCCGUUCUUGACAGAAAGGGAGCAUGCCCUGCAGGUUGUUAGAAGACUCUUCCCUGUUGACCGUGGACUGUUUGAGGAUAAAGUCGCUAAUAUUUGGUGCAGCGUUAAUGUCUUUCUGAAGAUUAAGGACACUUUGCCUCGCCACAUCCAGAUAGCGAUCAGCUUUUGCUUUACACUUUUGAGCUUGCUUCCUGCAUGUAUAAAACUGACAGUUCGACCCUCUUGUAAAGGAUUCAGAUUUACUCUGGUUAGCUGUGCGCUAUCAUUCUUUCUGUUUUCUUUCCAAGUACAUGAAAAGUCCAUUCUCUUGGUAUCAUUACCAGUUUGCUUAGUUUUAACUGAAAUUCCUUUCAUGUCAACCUGGUUUUUACUAGUUUCAACAUUUAGCAUGCUGCCUCUUCUAUUAAAGGAUGAACUCCUGCUGCCCUCGGUUGUGACAGUGAUGGCAUUUGUAAUAGCUUGUGGCACUUUCUUUCCAAUGUUGGAGAACACUUCCGAAGAACAACUGCAGUUGAAGUCCUUUGCUGUCUCUGUAAGGAGGCACCUUCCGGGCUUCACAUUUUUGCCCAGAAUUAUGCAGUGUUUGUUUCUUUCUUCAGUCAUCACCAUGGUCCUCCUGACGAUUUUGAGUGUAACACUGGACCCUCCUCAGAAAUUACCAGACUUGUUUCCUGUACUUAUAUGUUUUGUUUCCUGUGUAAAUUUUGUAUUCUUCUUGGUAUACUUUAAUAUUGUAAUCAUGUGGGAUUCCAAAAAUGGAAGAAAUCGGAAGAAAAUUGAGUAGCUACAUUCCCAAGCAGAUGCAAUCUUUUUGUUAUGUAUAAGUGAACAUAAUCAUCUUUAGAAUCAUGGAAUUACAGGAAAAGAAAUGGUGAAAGGGCAUUGUUAUUUACACAAAGUGUAUACAAGGACCAAAGCAUUUGUCUUCUUAGGUUUUUUGUUUGUUUGUUUGUUUGUUUGUUUGUUUUGCUAAGCAUACUAUAAUUUUGGUAAUAUUCACAGAUAUUUAAUGGUAAAACAAGAAAAAAAAUUGUCCCAGCUGGUCGUAGUAGCUCAUCUUUGCAAUGUCAGUACCAGGAGGUAGAGGCAGGCUACCUAGAGAUCAAGGCCAUCCUUGGUUAUAAAUAGCAAGUUUGAGGCUAGCCUAGGCUAUGUGAGACCCUGUCUCAACAAAAGGGUUCCCAAUGCCAAUAUUUAAUAAUGGAAUGCAUCCUAUAAAUUGUAACUUUUAAAAACUAUGUAUUUUAUAUAUAGUUUUAAAAUGUAAGACCAGUCAGAAUGCACACAGAGCCAGGCCUGCUGGUACACAUUGGGCAUCUCAGCACUUGGUAGGGACAGGCAGGAGGAGCAUGAAUUUGAGGCUAGCCUGAGCUACAUAAAAUCCUGUUUUAAAAAACAAAACAAAGUCAGACAAAGUGUGCUUCAAUAAAUUUAAACUGAGUUUAUUGGAAGAAUUAAGCACCUGACUUGUUUAGCGACAAGUGAUGAGCAUCUCAUUCAGAAGUUGUAUCUCUGGGCUGAAGAGAUGGUUUAGCAGUUAAGAGCCGUGGCUGCUCUUCAGAGGACCUGAAUUCAAUUCCAGCAACCACAUGGUGGCUCACAACCAUCUGUAAUGGGAUCUGAUACCCUUUUCUGGUGUGCAUGAAGAUAUCAUACUUGUAUGCAUAAAAUAUAUGUAUAUAUGUAUUUGUAUACAUAAAUCUUUAGAAGUAUCUCAGGGAAUUAACAUUUUUCUUAAUUACUGAGAAGGUACAUUAUGCUAUUUGAAAUUUGAAUAUCCAUUAUUGCAUAUGCAAAAUUGGAUACUUAUAGAUUAAGUAGUAUUCUUGUUUCCAAGAAUGUAGAAUCUCUUGAUGCUAUUUUUUUUAAAAAGAACUUUUAUUGAAUAUAAAUCUAAGAAGUUUGAAGUCUUUUUAGUUACUCAUGGUAUUUAGUUCUAAAUUUCUAGAGUCAUUCUAAAUUGACUACCAUAUCAACGACUCCAUCUCCCUUUCUGUUACCUUGUUAACACCGAAAUAACUGCAUAUUCAAAUCAUGGCUAACACCGGCUCUGUCCCAUUGGUAGGGUUAUCCCUUCACCCAUAUCAAUUCCUAAAAAUCAUGUAGUGUGUUUUACUUUCACAGGAAAGCUGUUUCUUUAGUCUCUGAUGAAAAUUAAAGCCACUUUACGACUAGC
Messenger RNA from Mus musculus (house mouse), 3114 nucleotides. It is a transcript of the gene Alg6, whose product is annotated as ALG6 alpha-1,3-glucosyltransferase. Gene Ontology annotation, molecular function: glucosyltransferase activity; hexosyltransferase activity; dolichyl pyrophosphate Man9GlcNAc2 alpha-1,3-glucosyltransferase activity. The coding region runs from base 199 to 1722 and encodes 507 amino acids. The transcript has 15 exons. Gene Ontology annotation, cellular component: endoplasmic reticulum membrane. Gene Ontology annotation, biological process: dolichol-linked oligosaccharide biosynthetic process. The record is from RefSeq and is marked validated. NCBI's taxonomy places the organism in Eukaryota, Metazoa, Chordata, Mammalia, Rodentia, Muridae.